Messenger RNA from Pectinophora gossypiella (pink bollworm), 321 nucleotides. RefSeq lists its product as uncharacterized. The transcript has a single exon. The coding region runs from base 172 to 321 and encodes 49 amino acids. Lineage: Eukaryota; Metazoa; Arthropoda; Insecta; Lepidoptera; Gelechiidae. The record is from RefSeq and is a predicted model, not a curated record.
AAUUAUAAUCAAUUCAUUACAUAUCGUCGCGCUAACGCUUGCGCUAGCCACACAUUGUUCUUGCAAUCAUUGUAGCUAACGUGCGUGUACUAUUGUGUAGUUUCAAGUUUUUGGAGUGUUAAUUUUUAACGUGUUGUGAUUUUUUUAUCCAUCCUGCAUCCAAGAGGAGGAAUGCCAAGUGACUGUCGAGACUGUUUGGGUAUUCGUCAUCGGAUCAGCAGCCUGCACCAGACCUGGAAGUGGCUGCAUCAAACCAUCGCCCUUCACGAGUACCUGAUCUCCCUCUCUUCGGCGGACACCGACGCCUGUUCUAAGCAGUAA